Messenger RNA from Cylicocyclus nassatus, 1537 nucleotides. The record is from the annotation of a GenBank genome assembly. Lineage: Eukaryota; Metazoa; Nematoda; Chromadorea; Rhabditida; Strongylidae.
UGUGUUGUAGGUUGGGGCAAAGUCCUCAAUGGCUCCAGCUCCAGUCAGGGCAGAAGUACGUUUGCGAGCUAAACGAGCCGUUAGGAAGACCGCGAAGCACCUGAAAAAAUCGUUGAAGCAAUCUUCUUUAGAUAAUGAGGAGACUUGGCACUUGUUGGAGAAGUCACAAACUGAUGAUGUCUCCAGGAUUUGUGCUAGACAAUUGCUGUUGUUGAGAAGUCAGCUGAAGGAUAGGCUGAGAAGUUAUGUGAAUGGUGAGUGCUCUAUUGAAGAUCUGGUGCUCCAUACUGGCUUGAAUAGAGACGUGGUUGAUUCUAUUCUAGAGAAGUAUACCGACGACAAGGAAGGUGGAGAAUUCGAUAAUGAGGAUUCGGCCAGAAGUUCGCCAUCCCCUGGGACUACGGGAAAUCGAUCUACCAAUAACGUCACAUUUGUUGUUCCUAAACUUGACAUUGCUGAUGUGCGCAAUGACGCUGAGACUGACGAAAGCUCCACACCUCAAAGUGCUCGUGAUCGCAUUGAGCAAAUUCCGCAAAUUCCUCAUAUGUCUCAGCCAUCAACACCUCAGCGAGUCCUGGCUCAGCAAGAUCCAGCUCCAAUUCUGAAUUGGAGCCCUCGUGAGGUACCUGAUAGUUCCGCUGAAAUAAGUGAUUUGGCGAAGAAACUUGGUGUUCGACUUUUUCAAGACACUUCAAUUCUUGAGCAGCUUCAAAGCGUCAAGCGUGAAAAAUCUUUUGUUGAGCAGCUUCGUGAGUUGGUUGCAUCUUCUUCUCGAAGAGAUCCACCUGCGAAACCACUUCAGUUCAUUCCUUCUACACCAAUAGCUUCACAAGCCAAGCCACCAGUACAUUCAAACAUAGAGUGCAAGGAAAUCGAUGUGCAAACGUCCUGGGUCGGCGAACCGAAAAAGGAAAUGCGUGACAAUGCUACCGAUUUGCCCUCUUUGGACUAUCUCUCCACGUCAGAACUGGGUGGAUUACGGCAGCUUCCAGAGACUUUCGUCGCUCAGGAGGAAGUGUCAUCAUCAGCAUUCAGUUCUGAUCAGAGUGCAGGACAAGUCCCUCAAAGCCUAAUCAGGUUCAGUCAAAUGCGCACAACGAUACCUGUGGACCGUGACGGCAGUGCGUUUUUGGCUCCAGCGAAAGGCGUCAAAGUUUCCGAAUCUAUGGAGUAUGCUCCAGUGAACAGCAAGCAAAUUACGAAGCAGUUUGACCAAGCUCCUGAAAAAGUGACUGAGAAUUCCACCCCGCGCACUCCGCGUGUGUCCGAGUCACCUUGGCGACCAUCAUCUCGUCGUCUUCAUCUCGAAGAAGUUGAUAUCUCCACAAGCCAAGACUCUAAUUCCAUCGAGGUUAUUUCUGUCGGGACUCCUCGCCGACUUCCGCUGGCUAAUCCAGACGAUGCACAAUCAGGGCAUAAAGUGAUUCCAGCAGCCGAAGGAACGUCUGCACAAAUCUCUUUGAAAGACAGCUCUGAUUUGAGUCAUCAAGAUGAGGAACACACUUAUAAUCAAGUUUCGCAAAUCGUCAGCGAGUAA